This is a messenger RNA of Epinephelus fuscoguttatus (brown-marbled grouper), 3687 nucleotides long. RefSeq names its product RUNX1 partner transcriptional co-repressor 1 (gene runx1t1). Gene Ontology annotation, cellular component: nucleus. Gene Ontology annotation, molecular function: transcription corepressor activity. Gene Ontology annotation, biological process: DNA-templated transcription; negative regulation of DNA-templated transcription. The record is from RefSeq and is a predicted model, not a curated record. The coding region runs from base 515 to 2380 and encodes 621 amino acids. Lineage: Eukaryota; Metazoa; Chordata; Actinopteri; Perciformes; Serranidae. The transcript has 11 exons.
CUGGAGGCAGAGUGUCGCUACUCCUCUUCCCCACGCCAACGGAGAAGCAGAAAACAAGGAGCCCCUUGACCGCGGGUGUGUGCAUGAAUUUAUCCUCAUAUUUAAAAACCGAUCUCUACAACCUAGACCGACUCGACGCUGAAAGGAUUUUGGCGGAAAGUGCGAAAGAAAGAAAAUCAGACGCGUGCCCUGCGCACUACUGCAUCCUCCCUCUCCAUCUCUGUCUCAUCUCUCCUCCUUCUCUGCCUCUGCGCUUUUUACAAGACUCCCGGCUUCUCCCAUCCUGAAUAUUCCCAGUGACUGUUCACUUAUUGCGAAGCCGUGAGCUGCCUCUUCUUCUUUUGUCCAAGUUUGAACACCGUUUCCGAGCUGCUGGAAGUACACCGCCAGAGCCCCUGAGAGCUGGCCGGACUCUGUAGCUGCCGUCUCCCCGAUUCAAGCGGAUCAUCGAGGGGACCUUGCGCGGAGUCAAUAGGACUGGAAAUUAUUUAACCCUCUCACAUCAACGUACCGCAUGGUGGGAAUUUCUGCCUCUUUUCAGUAUCGCACUGGGAAGCGCUCCACCAUGCCCGACUCACCUGCGGACGUCAAGACACAGUCCAGGUUGACCCCCCCUACCAUGCCGCCCCCACCCAGCACGCAAGGAGCGCCCCGCAACAGCUCCUACACCCCCACCACAUUAACCAACGGCAGCAGCCACUCUCCUACAGCACUCAAUGGCGCUCCAUCCCCUCCCAAUGGCUACAGCAAUGGUCCCAGCUCCUCCUCCUCAUCCUCACUGGCCAACCAGCAGCUGCCGCCGGCGUGCGGCGCCCGGCAGCUCAGCAAGCUCAAGCGCUUUCUCACAACUUUACAGCAGUUUGGCAAUGACAUCUCACCUGAAAUCGGCGAGCGCGUCCGCACAUUAGUGCUGGGACUAGUGAAUUCCACGCUAACCAUCGAAGAAUUUCACUCCAAGCUCCAAGAAGCCACCAACUUCCCUCUGCGACCUUUCGUCAUACCCUUUCUGAAGGCCAACCUGCCGCUCCUUCAGAGGGAGCUGCUGCACUGUGCCAGACUGGCCAAGCAGAACCCGGCUCAGUACCUGGCCCAGCAUGAGCAGCUGCUCCUGGACACCAGCACCACCUCCCCAGUGGACUCCUCCGAACUCCUGCUGGACGUCAACGAGAACGGCAAGAGAAGGACGCCGGACAGGACCAAAGAGAACGGCUUUGAUCGAGAUGGCGCCCUGCACCCGGAUGUUCACCCUAGCAAGCGUCCCUGCACCAUAAGCCCCGCCCAGCGCUUCAGCCCAUCCAACGGGCUCUCCUACCAACCCAACGGCCUGCCCCACCCGGGCCCGCUCCCUCCGCAGCACUACAGGCUGGAUGACAUGGCCAUUGCCCAUCACUACCGCGACACCUACAGACACCCGGCCUCAAAUCAUCGGGAGAUCCGAGAAAGAGCCAGGCCUAUUGGUAUGCACACAGGGACCAGGCAGGAGGAAGUGAUUGACCACAGGCUGACCGACAGAGAGUGGGCUGAGGAGUGGAAGCACCUUGACCAUGUAAGAAAACUGCUGAACUGUAUUAUGGACAUGGUGGAGAAGACAAGGCGUUCACUGACAGUACUGCGGCGGUGCCAGGAGGCCGACCGCGAGGAGCUCAACUACUGGAUCCGACGAUACAGCGAUGCUGAAGAGCUUAAGAAGGGAGGCAGUGCUAGUGGGCAGUCAAGGCAGCAGAGCCCGGCAGCACAGGAAAAUGCAACACCAGAAAUUCACAGGGAGCUCCUGCACCGGCCUGUGUCUGGCUACGUCCCUGAAGAGAUAUGGAAGAAAGCUGGUACGGGAGGCUUGACUUCCUCUGUCUCCACACUCUUUCCAGAAGAGGCUGUGAAUGAGGUGAAGCGUCAGGCCAUGUCAGAGCUGCAGAAGGCCGUGUCAGAGGCCGAGCGUAAGGCUCACGAGAUGAUCAGCAGCGAGCGGGCCAAGAUGGAGCGCACGGUAGCCGAGGCAAAGCGGCAGGCGGCCGAGGAUGCGCUCUCCAUAAUCAACCAACAGGAGGACUCUAGCGAGAGCUGCUGGAACUGUGGCCGCAAAGCCAGUGAAACAUGCAGUGGCUGCAACACGGCACGCUACUGCGGCUCCUUCUGCCAGCAUAAGGACUGGGAGAAGCACCACCAUGUCUGUGGUCAGACCCUCCAGGCCCAGCAGCAGCAGCAGGCCAGCCAGCAGCAGGGAGGCGUCCCGGGGUCAGAGACCCCUGCUCCCAUCAGCUCCUCCGCCUGCACCCCGAGCAGCGGGACUGGGAGUCCGGCUGCUACCCCGCCUGCUGCUACACCGCGCUCCUCCACCCCCAGCACCCCGUCCUCCUCCGCCCUGGAUGGCACACCGCGCUAAGAGACUUCCGCAGAGGAUGGAGGCAAAGGCCCCCGGGGCUAAACAGCCAGGCCUCAAUCCCACAAACAGCAUGACUGUCUGCAUUGCCUUGCAAAGAUACACUAAGCUAACGUGGCUAACAGAACGAGAUGGCAGUGCUUGUGUCUAUCUUGCAGCGUAGUCAUAGAAGGAGGAGGUCCAUAAUCAGGUCAUAUUGACUUGCCAUGACUUUAAAGAAACACAAAGAUAUUCUUUGUUUUGAAUGAAUGAAUUUAAAUAUUGACAUCCUUUUAUCGUUACACUUGCUAUUCUUGUUGUCUGUUUGUCGUCGUGCCUGUUGUUGUUAAUGUUGUUGUCAUUGUAGCUUAUCUUAUUUUUUUCCUGUAAAUAUUAAGAGACUGAGCAGAGAUAGCCGUGAACUCGAGACAAGUAUAUCUGACCUCCCCUUUUUUUAAAUGUUUUUAUUUUCCAUCCUUGAAUUUAUGCUUAUUUCCUUCCUGUACCUGGGACAUGAGACUAGUCAACCUCAUUUUACCAAACAGCAUACCAAGGGAACAAAACUAGCUAGCAGAAUGGGUGAAGUCAUCGAUAACUCUUUGUGAAGAAAGAUAUUAGAUUUAAAUGUCCUCAAAGACACACCGAUGGAUGGAUGGAUGGAUGGAUGGGUGGAUGGAUGGAUAAACAGGUUUGCGGCCUGGAGAGAGGAGAGGGAUGGACUGAAUCUCUGGCCCACAGACAGCCAUGAAAUGGGCAGAUGUGCAGCAGAUUGCGAGCAGAGCCAGCUGUUCAACCAAUGUUAUUUCCCUCUCACUUGUAAUAAUAUCCAGGUCAGUGGGCUGGGAAAUACAAAUCCGUCUCCCUGAAGGAUGUAAAAGGAAGAAUUCUUGGACAAGAUACAAAACUUUGCCCACUGCACAUGUGGAGGAUGUACUGACUACAAGUCGCACGUGCAUGCUUGGUGAGUCACAGAAGCUCUCAAACAGGAAGUGAAGUCAUCGUUCCACCAGCGAUACUGUCGCAUCACCAUGACAGCGACCGCUGGGCUGCUCGGAGCUGGAAAGCUACAGUGUGGAGAACUCAUUCUGUGCCCCAGACGCUCCCCUCCUGUCUCAACUCUGAAAAACAUUUCCAUCUUUACUCAUGUUCUUAUUCUUUUUCUGUAGAUGUCAUGGUGUUAAAGACUUCUGUCCUGUGGUGUCACCAAUGGUUAUUUAUUGUAUAUGUGUUGGACAAUUGUGACAAUGCAUAGUACUUCAACCAGUCACAACUCUAAGUCCUUCAUAACUCUCUCUCUCUCUCUCUCUCUCUCUCUCUCUCUCUCUCUCUCU